GUUGGGGUUUACAGCCAGAAGCCACUAGUCCCAACAUGCAUAGGAUCAGGACCAUAGACUCAGACUUUGGGAAGAAAAGACAAAAAAAGAUGGAUAAUCAUAUUUCCUCCAUGAUUUAUGAAAUUAAAUUUCAUGAAUUUGUCCUUUUUAUUUUAGAGAAGAAAAUGGGGGCAACCCGGAGAACAUUCCUGACGGAUCUAGCUCGAAAGAAAGGUUUUCGGGUUGAAAACGAAUUAAGCAAUUCAGUGACUCACAUUGUGGCAGAAAAUAAUUCUGGUUCAGAUGUUCUGGCAUGGCUCAAGACACAUAAAAUGGAAAAGACAACACAGUUUGAGCUCCUUGAUAUCUCUUGGCUGAUUGAAUGCAUGAAAGUUGGAAAACCAGUGGACACAAAAGGAAAAUAUCAGCUCAUGGAGAGCAGAGUUGAUUCAGCUAAUCCAGACCCAACCGCAGGCACCUUGAACAUUCUACCACCUACAACAAAAACAAUCUCCCAAUAUGCUUGCCAGAGACGGACAACUAUAAACAACCAUAACCAAAGGUUUACGGAUGCUUUUGAAAUAUUGGCAAAAAAUUAUGAGUUUAAAGAAAAUGAUGACACUUGCCUGACAUUUAUGAGAGCAAUCUCAGUGCUGAAAUGUCUUCCAUUUGAGGUUGUCAGCUUGAAAGACACAGAAGGUCUGCCAUGGAUUGGAGAUGAAGUCAAAGGUAUCAUGGAGGAAAUUAUAGAAGAUGGAGAAAGUUUGGAAGUUCAAGCUGUGCUAAAUGAUGAGCGCUACCAGUCUUUCAAACUGUUUACAUCUGUGUUUGGAGUGGGAUUAAAGACGGCUGACAAAUGGUAUCGAAUGGGUUUCAGGACACUGAAUAAAAUCCGAUCAGACAAAACCCUGAAACUUACCAAAAUGCAGAAAGCAGGGCUUUGCUAUUAUGAAGACCUCAUUGAUUGUGUGUCCAAGGCAGAAGCAGAUGCAGUGAGCUUGCUAGUUCAAGAUGCAGUCUGGACUUUUUUGCCUGAUGCUUUAGUCACCAUAACAGGAGGGUUCCGAAGGGGAAAGGAGUUUGGGCAUGAUGUAGAUUUUUUGAUAACUAGCCCAGGAGCUGAAAAAGAGCAAGAAGACCAGCUUUUACAGAAAGUUACUAACUUAUGGAAAAAACAGGGGUUACUUUUGUACUGUGACCUCAUAGAGUCAACAUUUGAAGACCUCAAAUUGCCAAGCCGGAAGAUUGAUGCCUUAGAUCAUUUUCAGAAAUGCUUUUUAAUUCUAAAAUUAUAUCAUCACAAGGAAGACAAGAGAAAAUGGGAAAUGCCUACAGGGUCUAAUGAGAGUGAAGCCAAAAGCUGGAAGGCCAUCCGUGUGGAUUUGGUGGUUUGUCCAUAUGAUCGCUAUGCAUUUGCUCUUUUAGGCUGGUCAGGCUCAAGGCAAUUUGAAAGAGAUUUACGGAGGUAUGCCACACAUGAGAAGAAGAUGAUGCUGGAUAACCAUGCUCUGUAUGAUAAGACUAAGAAAAUUUUUCUCAAAGCCAAAAGUGAAGAAGAAAUUUUUGCACACCUGGGAUUGGAGUACAUUCAACCAUCGGAAAGAAAUGCCUAGAACAAAAUUGCAUGAACAUCUCUCAAUGACUUCAUCUCUCUUUCUUCAUCAUAUAAUCUGGUUCAAUCAUUUUUCUUUCUCUGUCCUAUGGGAGUAAAUGGAAAGUAGUAGGAAAUCAUAGAAUUCACUAAAUGUAGUUGAAAUAUCAAUUGUUUCUGAAAAGGAUUUUUCCCUCUAUAUAAAUCUCGGGAGUGCCAAGCUUUUGAAUGGAUUGAAGUUCAACAGUACCUAUAUGAAUCAGCCACUCUGCUUUCAGAAUACAUUCUCUCACAGAAAUAAUGCAUGCUGAAUUGAUUCUCAAGCCAAUUUACAAAAGCCCAUUUAACGCCAAAGCAGGUGAAAUCAAACAUGCUCAAUAAAAUCAUGAUAAAACAUUAC
Monodelphis domestica (gray short-tailed opossum) is the source of this 1970-nucleotide messenger RNA. It is a transcript of the gene DNTT, whose product is annotated as DNA nucleotidylexotransferase. Gene Ontology annotation, cellular component: nucleus. The record is from RefSeq and is marked provisional. Gene Ontology annotation, molecular function: DNA-directed DNA polymerase activity; DNA nucleotidylexotransferase activity; DNA binding. Gene Ontology annotation, biological process: double-strand break repair via nonhomologous end joining. Lineage: Eukaryota; Metazoa; Chordata; Mammalia; Didelphimorphia; Didelphidae.